Molecule: messenger RNA, 2378 nt
Organism: Pteronotus mesoamericanus
Lineage: Eukaryota; Metazoa; Chordata; Mammalia; Chiroptera; Mormoopidae
Gene: AOAH
Product: acyloxyacyl hydrolase
Exons: 21
Coding region: 324-2051 (575 amino acids)
Biological process (GO): lipopolysaccharide catabolic process; negative regulation of inflammatory response
Molecular function (GO): calcium ion binding; acyloxyacyl hydrolase activity
Source: RefSeq, a predicted model, not a curated record
UACGUGCAUUUCUGCCACCUCGCAGCUUGGGUUUUUCCUUUUCUGGUAGUUUUUAUCUCAGAAGAACUGCCUGGCAGAGACCCUCCCGCUCUUCCCAGAGCCUAGGCGGCUCUCUCUCAGGGAUCUAAAGUAGCGACAAGUGACUCUGUGAGUGUUUGUGCGUCUUUACUCGCUUCACACUUACUGAAGAGUGUGUAAGAGUGUGUCGGAAGACGGAAGAGAAGAGGAGAAAGGCCUCUCCACUCCGCGGCCUUGCCCUCAGGGCAUCACAUCACCCGCGUCUUCUGCAACCCGGCUGGUCUCCCUGGCUGCAUAGCCCGGACAUGAAGUCCCCCUGGAGAGGCCUUUGGGCAGCUCCUGUGCUCCUUCUCCUGACCUUGCACGCCUCAGCCUCUGCAGCCUACGAUGACCCACCCAGCACCAGAGUCUCCAAAGGCCACACUUGUGUAGGGUGUGUAAUAGCGGUGUCGGUGAUUGAGCAGCUGGCGCAAGUUCACAACUCCACGGUCCAGGCCUCCAUGGAGCGGCUGUGCAGCUUCCUGCCCGAAAAACUGUUCUUAAAAGACACCUGCUACUUAGUCAUUCGCACGCUUGGACCAGACAUCAUAAAGCUUCUUGAUGCUGAUAUGAAUGCGGAUGUGGUGUGCCACGCCCUGGAGUUUUGUCAACCGGAGCCUGGCCAAGCCUUGUGUCACCUCUACCCUCUUCCCAAGGAGACCUGGGAAUUUACUCUGGAGAAGGCAAGACAGAUUGUCAAGAAGCCUCGGACCCCGAAAUAUUCCAGAAGCAGUUCUGACAUUUGUUCACUCCCAUUUUUGACCAAGAUCUGUCAGGAGAUUAAAUCAAGUAUAGAGAAUUCUGUGCCAUUCCGAGAUGUUGAUUCCGACAAAUACAGUGCUUUCCCAACGCUGCGGGGCUACCACUGGCGGGGACGGGACUGCAACGACAGCAACGAGAGGACCUACCCCGGCAGAAGACCGGACAACUGGGACGCCCACCAGGACUCCAACUGCAAUGGCAUCUGGGGUAUUGAUCCAAAAGAUGGAAUUCCCUAUGAGAAGAAAUUCUGCGAAGGUUCGCAGCCCAGGGGCAUCAUCCUGCUCGGGGACUCCGCUGGGGCUCAUUUCCACAUCCCUCCCGAAUGGAUCACAGCAUCGCAGAUGUCCCUGAAAUCCUUCUUCAGUUUACCAGAAGCUCUUACCGAUGAGCUCGACUGGCCCCAGCUCUCUGGUGUCACUGGAUUUCUGAACUCCACUAGGGGAAUCAAAGAAAACUCUCUCUACCUUCAUUUAUGGAAAAGAAACCGCUGCAACCACAGGGACUACCAGAAUCUUUCAAAAAAUGGUGCAUCUUCCCAAAACCUGCAGACAGUUAUAAAAAGUUUGUCUAGGCACCCACUGUGGGACCAGCCAGCCAUCGUCAUAUACGCCAUGAUUGGAAACGAUGUCUGCAACGGGAAGACUGACCCAGUCCCAGAAAUGACCACUCCUGAGCAAUUCUAUUCCAAGGUCAGGGAGACUCUCGAGUACCUGCAUUCCCACCUGCCGAACGGCAGCCACGUUAUUUUGUACGGCUUACCAGACGGGACCUUUCUCUGGGAUAACCUGCACAGCAGAUACCAUCCUCUCGGCCAGCUGAAUGCAGACGUGACCUACGAGCAGCUCUACUCCUUCCUCAGCUGUCUUCAGGUCAGCCCCUGCCAUGGCUGGAUGUCUUCCAACAGGACUCUCCGGACCCUCACUUCAGAGAGAGCAAAAGAACUCUCCCAUAUGCUGAAAAAAAUCGCAGCCAGCGAGAAAUUUCCGAACUUCGAUCUUUUCUACGUGGACUUUGACUUCCAAGAAAUUACGAAGGAGUGGCAAAAGCGAGGCGGGCAGCCCUGGCAGCUCAUCGAGCCCGUCGACGGAUUCCACCCCAACGAGGUGGCCUCGCUGCUCUUGGCUGACAGCUUCUGGGACAAGGUGCAGCGCCAGUGGCCCGAGGUGCUGGGAAAGGAGAAUCCAUUCAACCCCCAGAUUGAACAGGUGUUUGGAGACCAAGGGGGGCACUAGGUCCCUCAGGGACGUGCGCUCCUGGGAGCCUCAGGAAACGGAAGUUUGCUGCAGGGCUGCCCUGUCGCGGACCCGCUGGGCCUCUGCAGCAGCAUCUUGGCAGGGGUUUUCCCUCCUUUAAGCGCGUAUCUGAUGACCAGUGACUCUGCGAGCUGCUGGGGCCCUUCCCCGCCAGCCGGCCCUCGCGUAACUUUGAAUAAAGUGCUUCAAGUGCCAUUCCAAACAAGGGAGUGUCUGUCCCCUUGAGUGGCUAAUUGUAAAAACAAACAAGAAAUCCAGCGUAUCAGACAAGUUAUCCAGGGUUAGGGUUAGUGUCUUUGUUAGGGU